This is a messenger RNA of Drosophila eugracilis, 1380 nucleotides long. Its product is annotated as zinc finger protein GLIS2 homolog. NCBI's taxonomy places the organism in Eukaryota, Metazoa, Arthropoda, Insecta, Diptera, Drosophilidae. Gene Ontology annotation, cellular component: nucleus. The transcript has 2 exons. Gene Ontology annotation, molecular function: DNA-binding transcription factor activity, RNA polymerase II-specific; RNA polymerase II cis-regulatory region sequence-specific DNA binding. Gene Ontology annotation, biological process: regulation of transcription by RNA polymerase II; smoothened signaling pathway. The coding region runs from base 131 to 1255 and encodes 374 amino acids. The record is from RefSeq and is a predicted model, not a curated record.
GGCGACCCCUUAUCACCAGCCGAGUUUCACAUAUUACCCGAACGUCUGCAGGCGAGCGGCUCAUUCGAUCGGCAAGCGCGUUAGCGAAAGCAACUAAUUUCUCAAUCAAGCACCCACCCAAGCCAUUACCAUGGAUAUAGUACAAAAGUCAAUCUUCAACAGCGGCCCAGUCAGAGGAAUAUACGAGUCGCCCGUGGGCUACUUUACGCCGUAUAAUACCCCGCCGUAUAUAGCUGCCUAUUCGGAUUCAGGUAGUUGGUUAUCGGAUCAUCACCAACAGCACCAGCAGAUGCAGCACAUCAGGUUCCCUACACCGCCCAUCACUCCGCCGCGUCCUGUUGCCGGAUACGGAUAUAACCAGCGCACUCAGUCCGUGAUCAUGAAGGCCCAAGCCCAGCAGGACGACCUCUGCAGAAGUCCAGUGGAAUUCCAAGAUGACAGCAAGUCCUGCAGUAGCGGCAGCGAGUGCGGCACCACCAGUGAUUUCGUCUGCAAUUGGAUCGAAUGCGAUAGGGUUUUCGACACUCUGGAGGCACUGGCUCAGCACGUGACCCAGCGACAUGCGAUCGCCUCCCUAACAGAUGGACUCUAUUACUGCCGCUGGAGAGGAUGCCAGCGCAGCGAACGUGGUUUCAAUGCCCGCUACAAGAUGCUCGUCCAUACCCGCACUCAUACCAAGGAGAAGCCACAUCGCUGCCACCUGUGCGAGAAGUCCUUCUCGAGGGCGGAGAAUCUUAAGAUCCACAUCAGGUCGCACUCUGGCGAGAAGCCAUACAAAUGCAGCUUCGAGGGCUGCCAGAAGGCGUAUUCGAACUCCUCGGAUCGUUUCAAGCACACCCGCACCCAUUCGAUGGAGAAACCGUACAUGUGUAAGGUCGCCGGAUGCCAGAAGCGCUACACAGAUCCCUCAUCGCUGAGAAAGCAUGUGAAAACCUUUAAGCACAGCAUCCACUUGAUCGCCAGCCAGCCCCUUAGCCUGCCCAGUGCUCCUUGUCUUUUGGAAACCAGCAGCGAUUCCGCAUUCACAUGUCUUCCAGCCGCCGGCAGUGUGGAGUCCACCUGCUCUUCCUCAUCCGCCCGCUAUUACGAUGAUAAUAAUGAGCCCAGCGAUUACUCGCUGAAAGCCAAACCUGGUGCGGAGUUCUCGCCCAGCUACUGGCUAAGCGAAAGGCAGCAUAGUUACCUCCAUAGCGAGGACUUCUUCGUUAAGAUGGACGUGGAGUCGCCGCUGGACUUGCGCAUCCACAGAAUUUGAACUGGCCACUGACCAAUUCGCCUCUCGUCUCUCUUCCCCCGUCUAGUCAUUGUGCUGUUUCCCAGCUCUUGUCACUACACCUAGAUUAAUAUUUAACCUGAUUAAAGACUGUUGUAUUUGAAAAA